Molecule: messenger RNA, 1403 nt
Organism: Sorex fumeus (smoky shrew)
Lineage: Eukaryota; Metazoa; Chordata; Mammalia; Eulipotyphla; Soricidae
Gene: MAPKAPK3
Product: MAPK activated protein kinase 3
Exons: 11
Coding region: 166-1320 (384 amino acids)
Biological process (GO): toll-like receptor signaling pathway; intracellular signal transduction; protein autophosphorylation
Cellular component (GO): nucleus; cytoplasm
Molecular function (GO): calcium/calmodulin-dependent protein kinase activity; calcium-dependent protein serine/threonine kinase activity; calmodulin binding
Source: RefSeq, a predicted model, not a curated record
GGUCCCAGGCGGUGCAACUCUCGGCUCAGGGCGCUUAGCGGCCCAGGACUUCCGCGAGCGCCGCCCCUGCCUCUCGCUGACCCCGCCAGAGACUCCAGGUGCACCGCCGCCAGGUGGCCCUGGACGCGCCAGGCUGGGGGCGCUUCUGAGAGCCCCGCGGGGCCCAUGGAGGUGGAGACCGCUGAGGAACAGGGGGUCCCCGCGCCCCGGGCAGGUGCACCCUGCGGACCUGGCCCUACCGGUGCUCCAUCCUACGGUGGGCGGUGUGAGCCCAAGAAGUACGCAGUGACGGAUGAUUACCAGUUGUCCAAACAAGUGCUGGGUCUGGGUGUGAAUGGCAAGGUGCUGGAGUGUUUCCACCUGCGCACUGGGCAGAAGUGUGCCCUGAAGCUCCUGUAUGACAGUCCCAAGGCCCGGCAGGAGGUAGAGCACCACUGGCAGGCCUCAAAUGGCCCCCACAUCGUGCGCAUCCUUGAUGUGUAUGAGAACAUGCAUCACAACAAGCGCUGUCUCCUCAUCGUCAUGGAAUGCAUGGAAGGUGGUGAGUUGUUCAGCAGAAUCCAGGAACGUGGGGACCAGGCAUUCACUGAGAGAGAAGCUGCAGAGAUCAUGAGAGAUAUUGGCACCGCCAUCCAGUUCCUGCACAGCCAGAACAUCGCCCACCGAGAUGUCAAGCCUGAAAACCUGCUCUACACCUCAAAGGAGAGAGAUGCAGUACUCAAGCUCACUGACUUUGGUUUUGCCAAGGAGACCACCCAAAAUGCUCUGCGGACGCCCUGCUACACUCCUUAUUAUGUGGCCCCCGAGGUGCUGGGUCCAGAGAAGUAUGACAAGUCAUGCGACAUGUGGUCCCUGGGCGUCAUCAUGUACAUACUCCUGUGUGGCUUCCCACCCUUCUACUCCAACACGGGCCAAGCCAUAUCCCCAGGGAUGAAGAAGAGGAUCCGUCUGGGCCAAUAUGGCUUUCCACAUCCUGAAUGGUCGGAGGUCUCUGAGGAUGCCAAGCAGCUGAUCCGCCUCUUGCUAAAGACAGAUCCCACCGAGAGACUAAACAUCAUACAGUUCAUGAACCAUCCCUGGAUCAACCAAUCCAUGGUGGUGCCACAGACCCCACUCCACACGGCCCGAGUGCUGCAGGAGGACAAAGAACACUGGGAUGAUGUCAAGGAGGAGAUGACCAGUGCCUUGGCAACCAUGCGGGUAGACUAUGACCAGGUGAAGAUCAAGGACCUGAAGACCUCUAAUAACCGGCUCCUCAACAAGCGGAGGAAGAAGCAGUCAGGUGGCUCCUUGGCCUCCCAGGGCUGCAGCAACCAGUAGCUUGUGAACUUCAGUGGAGCCUCUCCUUGGCCUGGAGAGCUCCGAGACCCUGAGUGGAGGGUCCAGGGCUUUUUUUUAAAAAA